Molecule: messenger RNA, 1743 nt
Organism: Penicillium paradoxum
Lineage: Eukaryota; Fungi; Ascomycota; Eurotiomycetes; Eurotiales; Aspergillaceae
Product: inorganic phosphate transporter
Exons: 1
Coding region: 1-1743 (580 amino acids)
Biological process (GO): phosphate ion transmembrane transport
Cellular component (GO): membrane
Source: RefSeq, a predicted model, not a curated record
AUGAUACCGGCAGCAACUGCGAAGUAUGACUGGAUCCUAGCCCUCACCUCGAUCGCCUUCGUCUUCAGUGCUUUCGGCAACGGGGCCAACGAUGUCGCCAACUCCUAUGCCACAUCUAUUGCAGCCAAGACACUCAACAUGGCCACGGCCGGUGUCCUGGCUGCAUUCACUGAGUUCAUUGGCGCGGUAGCCAUGGGCGCACGAGUCACCGAUACAAUCAAAAACGGCAUCAUCGACAUCAAUCGGUUUGAGGGAAAACCCGGUGUACUCAUGCUGGCCAUGGGAUGUGCUGAAAUUGGCAGCGCCACAUGGUUGAUGCUCGCCACUCACUUGGGCUGGCCUGUCUCGACCACGCAGACCAUCGUCGGUGCCCUCGUUGGCGUUGGCUUUGCCUCUGGAGCCUCUAUCUCCUGGGGCUGGGACGACGGGAGUGUCUCCCAGGUUGCUGCAUCCUGGGGUAUUGCUCCCCUCGUGGCAGCUGGUUUCUCGGCCAUCAUCUUCGGAUCCCUCAAGUACAGUGUCCUUGAGCGCGCUGAUUCCUUCAAGUGGGCUAUGCGCUUGAUUCCACUUUACCUUGCCCUCACAGGUGCCAUCCUUGCUCUUUUCAUUGUCGUUGAAGCUCCUACGGCACCCUCAUUGGAGGAAUUCGGCGCUGGAAAGGCAGCGGGAAUUAUCCUGGGAGUCUUCUUCGGUUGUCUCAUCAUCGCUUAUGUCUUCUUCAUGCCGUACUUCAAACGCCGUCUCAUCCACAACGAUACCCGAAUCCGAUUCUAUCAUCUCCCUCUUGGCCCCCUGCUGCUGAAGGAAAACCCACCUCUAUAUUACCCAGGCAAGGGCGACAAGGUCGUGAUCAACUACUAUUCAGAUUCACACGGCGAGGUGCAAGCCGGCCAAAAUGACGCAGCCAAGCAAGAGGCCACAGCCACUGCAGACUCGGUCAUGCCCACACCAGAGAUCAGGGCGAAGACCCACCUGGAUCACAUUGGUGACGACGAGGAGAAGAACAUGGAUUCGGCCAAUCCCUCACCAGAGAUCCAGCCACGCAAGAAGCACAUUGGACCCACUGAGCGAUUCAUCGACCCCGUCCGAGAUCUCUCAUGGACAAACCCCCAAAAGGCCUGGGGCUACAUCAAAUGGCUCCUUCUGCAAGGCGUGACGCGCGAUGUGGUUUCAUACGACGACUCGGCUGCUCUGCGGGCAAUUCACGCUCGCGCUCACCGCUACGACGACCGCGUCGAACAUCUCUGGACAUACUGCCAAGUUGUAUCGGCCAUGAUGAUGUCGAUCGCGCACGGUUCAAACGAUGUUGCCAAUGCCGUUGGACCCUGGGCAGCCGUAUACAGCACAUACAAGGCUGGCGUUAUCGACACUGAGGCCCCCACUCCCAUCUGGUUCGUGGUCAUUGCAGGUCUGCUGCUCGGUGCUGGAUUUUGGUUUUACGGAUACAACAUUGUCCGUGCGAUGGGCAACAAGAUCACCCAGAUGUCGCCGACGCGUGGCUUCAGUGUUGAGCUCGGAGCAGCCAUCACUGUACUUGUGGCUUCGAGACUGGGGCUGCCUGUUUCCACGACGCAGUGCUUGACAGGUGCUUCCAUGGGCGUCGCUCUUAUGAAUUAUGAUCUUGGGGCUGUCAAUUGGAGACAGCUUGGUUUUAUUUUCGGUGGUUGGAUGUUGACUUUGCCUUGUGCGGGAUUGGUUUCGGGAUUGAUGUGUCUGAUGGCACUGAAUGCUCCUCAUUUAUAA